CGGCGAGUGCACGUUAAAUCUCAGUUUAUGUUUGUGGUGGUGCGCGCCACGACAUCAGCAACGUCUGUUGCCGUGCAGAAUGAGCAGGUGGCAUUGAAGCGGCCUGGCUUUCAGCCUGGGAGCGGGCCAAGAUGAGCGGGAAGAGCUUGCUGUUGAAGGUGAUUCUACUGGGGGACGGUGGGGUGGGGAAGAGUUCCCUAAUGAAUCGCUACGUGACGGACCGUUUCGACUCGCAGUCCUUCCACACCAUAGGCGUAGAGUUCCUCAACCGUGACCUCGAAGUGGACGGCCGCCUGGUCACCCUGCAGAUCUGGGACACGGCUGGGCAGGAGCGCUUCAAGAGCCUGCGCACGCCCUUCUACAGGGGCGCAGACUGCUGCCUGCUCACCUUUGCAGUGGAUGACCUGCAGAGCUUCCACAACCUGGGCUGCUGGAAGAAGGAAUUCAUGUACUACUCGGACGUGCGGGACCCAGAGCGCUUCCCCUUUGUGGUGCUCGGCAACAAGGUGGACAAAGCGUCAGAGCGGGAGGUGGGUGAGGAGGAGGCGCGGGCGUGGUGCCAGGAGAACGGGGGCUGCCCCUACUUUGAGACCAGCGCGAAGGACGACACCAAUGUGGGGGCGGCUUUCGAGGCUGCCGUGCGUGAAGUGCUGGCGGGCGAGGACCAACUGGACCAUGCGCUGCUGAGCAGUGCCAUCGAUCUCCAUGGCAAUCGCAAGGCCCCCCGCUCCUCCUGCUGCUGAGCUCCAAACACCCCAUCACACCUAUAACCAGCCCCCCUCCCCUUCUCACCCACGCUGCCACAAUUGUCCCUGCAGAUUACCGAGUCCCAAUGUUAUGUGGCAGUAGUACAGGUACUAAGCCCUGCUUCAGGAACUUACUCUGAGAGUCUUGAGAGAUUUUAAUAAUGGGUACAGUAUUAUUACUCCCAGUUUUUUCCACCAUCAUAGCCCCACAUUCCCUCCAACUCUGCCUGCUUUUUACAUGAGCUCUUUGCCUCUGGGGUGGGGGUUAAUUAAGGCACUGCUAACCUUCGGUCUGAGGUACAGUCUCAUCUAUAACUGCCUUCUUGCACCCUGGCCUGCGGCACAGUAGAUUCGUACUUCGAUUAGCCCCGGAAACAAAGGCUCUGGUUUCACAAGGGCUCAGAUGAAUGCAUCAGUCUGCCAAUAUGCCUACUUGUGGCCUAGGGGAGGGUUUCCUCUGAGGGGAAAAACUGCAGGAAUUGGUAAUGCGCAGUUAACGUACGGGUUUGAAUUCCGGUAAGGUUCAGAAGCUACACUGUGCUUUGACCCCCGCAGCAAAAACGUCAAAGUUGUCAUCUGCGGGUGAAUGUGAAUACCCUGACUUUUACUUUUUGCUUGGCUCUUGUACAUUUAGUUUUUUAGUUGGAACAGAAAGGCUAUAAUGACCAAUAAUGGUACAUGCAUUGCUGUGCAAGAGUAAUUGCUGUAAUUUUACAGAUGAAAAGGGAACUUAAUUUUAUUAUUUUUCUAUGCGUUCUAAAUCAACUUCUUUCCCUGUUACAUUUCUAUUUAUGUUUAUUUAAUUGUGAUUACAACGUGGUACUGGGCCUUUUACCUUUUUCUUGAAAUUUACAGCACUUGUUACACCUGUUGUCUUUUAAAAAUUUGUUUUAUUUAAAUAAUUUUUUUGUGAAUUGUGUAAGUGCCCUCCUGUGCCUACAUGGCUCUCUGUCAGUCUGUCUGUCUGUGAUGCCAGGGGUUGCACUUUAGAUUGCAGACAUUCCAGUUUCAUCACUAACCAUUGCUCUUUCCACAAGGCACAACAUUUGUGCCGUUUUAUCACUUGGACCUGUGUGCUCCUACACCGUACCUUGGUCAUUUUGAUUUGUCAUGGCUUUCCUGCGCAUGCCAAAUUACAGAACCUUGGCUGGACAGAUAUAUUGUCUUCGGCAUCCAACUGAUGCAGCGAAAUGUAGCAUACAGUCAUAAAUGAUCUUCAGAGACAUUUUUAUAAUAUUCCAAUCCAUUAACUGUCAGCUUGGCAAAUACCAUACCACACAUAUUUAUCAAACACAUACUUAAUACUCACGUGAGAGCCCUAGCUGAAAAAAGAACAUACAAUUUUGUAAUAUCUAUCCAGAAAUCUGAUCUUGUGAAAAUUGUGAGCAUGUGUUUUUUUGUUUUUGAAUUCAUCUUGCGCUAUGGAAUUGUAGAGCAUUGUCAGCAAAGAUGGACAUUUAGCAGUGUUAAUACAAUAGCACAGAUUUUUUAGAGAUCCGACCGUUGAACCCCCUGAACUACAUAAGAAAUUACGGAUGUUAAACGGCCGUACUAGUAGACCGCUCUUCUAAUCAAAGGUACAAGUAUUGUUUUUAUUAUUGUUAUUGUGUAUUAUUGUUUUAACUCUUAUGCUUUGGCACGACAGUCUACAUGGACUGCUCUUGUUUUUAGGUGAAUUAUGUUUUUUGGCCAACUAUCAUUUCUGGUGGAUGUUCUUGCAGAAGCUACAAAUUCACAUUAACAAGAUUUGUCAUCCCUUUGGCCUUGCACUAGUGCUUGCAUGCAAGUUUUGCCAACAUUAUUGGCCUCUUUCUGGCUUUCUAAUUUAUGGUUCUGUUAACUUGUUACUGUUAAUCUGAUUCAGAAUUCAUAACUUGGAUAAAUGGGUGCAAGUUACUGGCGGGAGGUACAUUGAGCAUGAGAAUGAGGUACCUACAUUUCACUUUGUUUCCUUUGCAGAUAUCGCAGUGCGUACAGAGCUACUAGUCGGUACAAUAUUGAGUGGUUCAUUGGGGGUGGGGUGUUAGCGUAUUUACUGACAGUCACUAUUGGUACAUUCUACUGUAUGGUACAGUGAGGCAUUGAUCUGCUGUUACAAUGUUCACAGGGCUUUCUGUUACACAAGAGUACUUAAUGUUCACUUAGGACCUGUGCUAAAAUGUUAAGUGGGGUCACUCCUGCCUGUUUAUGACAUUUUUAUUUCAGAUUUUUUUAAAUAAGCUCAUUCGUGGUCAAAUUGCACUUGGCUGCCUACCAUAUGCUACGGCUGUAAAUGCCUACGAAUAAUCAGUAGCAUAUAAGUACAGUUAACCCCACCCAGACAAUACUGUAUGGGCUACAUACAAGAGAUGCAUACUGACUAUUAACAAAGUAUUGAAGCUGAACUUUGGACUGUACGAUAGAUCAGUCCAGCCCCAGUUUGAACCUUUGUCCUUACAUUUGGAUAACAUAUUUAGGCCGUUACUAGUUUUUAAGUAGUUUCAAGUGAUCACCGACUGCAUCAUGUACUAGAAGUGUUAAAAAGUAAUCCUUGCCUUUUACUCAAAAUUGAAGGCAAACAAAAAUGAGUUAGGCCUUUCGAUCUUUAUGAUGGGAUUUGAGCACAAGUUAUUUAAACCGUAUCACUCACCACAAAGGUAUUACAGUAAAAACAUUCUUGUAAACAAAAUAUAAGGAUAUGGCAUACCUGUAUUUGGCUGUUCUGUUAUGUUUUCCCUUCAUGCCAGAUGUAUUGACGCUAUGACUCACAUCUGAAUAUGAUCAGAAAUGCAGAGUGUGUUCACAGGCAUGGUUGUGUUAAAAGAAGGCCUGGUCCAUAUAAUUUGGCCAGUUAGCCAAUAUUUACUGUGUAUUAUGGGUGAGAGGGUGCAGAUAAUUGUAGUUCUGUUUUGUUUUUGAGCAGAAUGGGAUGAUAAAUGCCUGUGGUCCUUCAAAUUUAAGAAGGAUAUGACAGCCUGUGAUUAUUACAUUACACUAUGGAGAUGAAGACUGUUUACAAACCUAAUGCUGUCUAAUAUUAAAUACCAACAUUAAUAAAAAAAAGUAAACAAUGUGCGUCUUGGUUUGCAUUGAAUGUAAUAAUUGAAAAUAUUCAUUUGAAUGUGGACUUCAAUUCAGAAAAU
Conger conger (European conger) is the source of this 3868-nucleotide messenger RNA. It is a transcript of the gene rab9b, whose product is annotated as RAB9B, member RAS oncogene family. The record is from RefSeq and is a predicted model, not a curated record. Gene Ontology annotation, molecular function: GTP binding; GTPase activity. The transcript is spliced from 2 exons. Gene Ontology annotation, biological process: Rab protein signal transduction; retrograde transport, endosome to Golgi. Gene Ontology annotation, cellular component: late endosome; lysosome; phagocytic vesicle. NCBI's taxonomy places the organism in Eukaryota, Metazoa, Chordata, Actinopteri, Anguilliformes, Congridae. Bases 132 to 743 code for a protein of 203 amino acids.